UAUAUACUCCCUCUUAAAAUUCAAAAUUAUCAGACCCGCUUCUGCUCUGACUGUCAAAGUCGAAUAGAAGCGAGAGGGAAGAUGGCAGAAAUGGAGAUUAAGACUCUACCACCAUGUCCGAGCACGGUAACCGUCCGUCGAAAUCCUCAUCGAAGGGCUAGACCUACACCUCCUGUAAACUUCACCCCUUCGUCAAUUUCAAAAUCAAACAAACAAGACAUUCCUUCAUUUCCAAUCGAGGACAUUCUAUCAAUCGAAGUUCCUCAACCAGAACCAACCCUAGCCCCGCCAGUUUCUGAGAAUCUUAAAGUCUUUCUCAGAAUUAAACCUUUACGGCCUCUGAAAUCCCCUCCCAGAGAUCAAAGUCUCAAGCUGAGACACAAAAGUGCUUGGCCUCAAGCAAAGAAGAAUAGCAUAAGAGAGAACAAUAAUAAUACUACAAAGAAGAAAAAAAACAAUGAGGUCUGUAUAUCAGUCAACGGUUUUCAAUCGGUGACUUUAUCACCACCCUUAGCUUUACAGGAAUCGAAAAGGAUCAAGUCCGUGGUAUACGAAGGGUUUUCACAUGUUUUUGCCUCUGAUUCUUCUCAGAAUGCAGUGUAUGAUAAGAUGGUGAAGCCCUUGGUAGAUGAUUUUCUCAAGGGUAAAAGCGGAAUGUUAGCUGCAUUGGGACCUAGUGGUUCAGGAAAGACUCACACUGUGUUUGGGACGGUGAAGCAGCCUGGAAUGGUUCCACUUGCACUUCAACAUAUUUUUAAGCAGAACCAGGCUAGUGGCUCUGCGUUGUCAAGGUCAUUCUACAUAUCAAUUUUUGAAAUAUAUUCUGAAGGAGGGAAGGUCGAGAGAAUGUUUGAUUUAUCUCCAGAUGGAGUUGACUUGUCCAUGCAGCAGUCAACUAUUAAAGGUCUCCAAGAGAUUCCAAUUACUGAUGCUGCACAGGCAGAAUCCUUGAUUGCUUCUGCAAUGUUAAAACGAGCAACUGCCAUGACAAACACAAAUAGCCAAUCGAGCCGGUCCCAGUGCAUCAUCAAUAUCCAUGGUCUUGUUGACAAAUGCAAUAGAGAAGUAGAUGUUCAACCAAACAAUGCUGUCCUAACUAUUGUCGACCUGGCUGGAGCUGAGAGAGAAAGGAGGACAGGGAAUCAGGGCUCCAGAUUGCUUGAAAGUAAUUUCAUCAAUAACACAUCUAUGGUUUUUGGUCUGUGCCUAAGAUCCCUACUGGAGCACCAAAAGAAUCCCAAGAAGCCAUUGCAGAAGCACUUCCAGAAUUCUUUGUUAACUAGGUAUUUGCGAGACUAUUUGGAAGGCAAGAAGCGGAUGGCUCUGAUUUUAACGGUAAAACCAGGAGAAGAGGACUAUCUUGAUACAGUUUACCUCCUGAGACAAGCUUCACCUUAUAUGAAAAUCAGGUUCAAUAAUGUUGAGGAACAACCGAAUUCAGUUCAUCAGAAGAGGCAAAUUCAAUUGUUGUCUAUAAUCGAAGAGCCCAGGAAAAAGAAAUGUUGUGGCAUUGAUGGUCAUGUGAUUGAAGAAGGACAAAGCACUGCAAAUCAACAUUUGCAUUUGGAGGAAGUGACAGAUGCCCCAAGAAUUACUAAGUUGGACUCUGUUGAAAUUGCACCUGUAAAGUCAGAUUGUAAUGAUUUGGCAAUGAGGGAGAGAAACCAUAAAAUUAUGCAAAGUUUUGCCAAAGCAUUAUGGAAUGUCUUGAAGGAAUACAAAGGAAAACUCAUGGUAGCAGAAAAGACAAUUGAGAACCUUAGAAGUGAAAAGUCAAAAUAUCUUGAGCUGGAGCAGAAGCUUGAGGAUUUCAAGUCAUGUUGUACUUGUUCACAGAAAAAUUCAGCGAAGACUACCUUUCAUAAAGUGGAAAAUGGCAAUGAUGUCCCAGUAUAUCUAGAGGGAAAUGAAUGUAGCAAUGUUGAUGAGAUCAAGAUGCUCGAUGAAUUCAAGUGCUAUAACUCUCCUACAAUGUGCAAUCUGGAUCAAGACUUAUUAUCCCAGAUGAAUGCCGGCGUCUGUGUUGUGAACCCUGAGGCAUCUGAGUGCAAUAGCACUUGUUCAAAACGUGACUCUAGUCCAGAAUGGGAUAAAGAUCUAUUUUCUCAGAAAGAUCAGCACAGAGCUUGUUGUCAGGUGGAAGUGAGCAGUAAUUCUCCUGACCUCAAGCCAUCUGAAUUUACCAUUAAUCCUAGAGGCGAUCAGGACGUUACAAGCCAGACGGAUGGGAAUGUCCCUUCUUCAGACCUUGAGGAAUCUAAAUGCUAUAGCACUCCGAGAUAUGAUCAGGAGAUUUUGACUCUGACGAAUGUGAAUGUUUCUUCUCCCAACCUCAAGGAAUUUGAAUGCAGUAGCACGCCAAGAUGUAAUCAGGAUAUUUCAUAUCUGACGGAUGUAAAUGUUCAUCCUUCAGAACUUAAAGCAUCUCAGUGCAGUAGCAUGCCAAGACAGGAUCAGGAUCUUUCAACAAUGACGGAUGUGAAUGUUCCUUCUCCCAACCUGAAGAAAUUUGAAUGCACUAGCACUGCAAGAUCUGAUCAGACGGAUGUGAAUGUUCAUUCUUCAGACCUGAAGGCAACUAAAUACAAUAGAACGCCAAGGCAGGAUCAGGAUUUCCUGACUGAGAAACCAUUGGAUCUACCACAAUCACACAAAAAUGAUGUUGAGUGCAACCUUGACGUGCCGGAUACUGAAGUUUUAUCAAACACUUCAAGCAAAUCAUUGAAUUUGAAGAAACCGAAGAGGAGACUUCUGCCUGCCUCAUCUGUAUUACUAAGGGACAUAACUGCUCUUGGGAUUGAGAAUGAACCCGAAAAAUCAAAAGGAAAUAGAGGCGGAAAUAAAUUGGCCGCCGUUGAAAGAACUCAGGGAAGCAGCUCUCUCCUGCGUUUGCUUCAAAGCAAUCUCCGCCUGUAACAUGUAUGCGAGGAGGUUGGGUGUUGUUUCUGGGCCUCAGUUUAUAUGGAAAUUGGCUGUAUAAAUGGGCUUGUUCUGAUGGCUUUAUCCAGCAUUGGCUCAGUGGCAGUUGACCUAACAUUUGACUGCCCAGACAUGCAAAUUAUCUUCUUUUACUGAGGCAACUUUUCCAAAAGGGCUGCUUCGGUGAUUCAUCUGUGUAUACUUAAAUAUAAAUAUGCUCUCUUGUCAAUGACGAUUAUCAGUUGAACCUUGACUUCAAAUUCAUUCACCCUGAAACUUUGAAUAGUGGGGAAGUUUUGGGAAGAGAUGUAGAUAAACAAUAAACACGAGGUUGAACGAGUAAAAUUAAAGUGAAAGA
Molecule: messenger RNA, 3277 nt
Organism: Ricinus communis (castor bean)
Lineage: Eukaryota; Viridiplantae; Streptophyta; Magnoliopsida; Malpighiales; Euphorbiaceae
Product: kinesin-like protein KIN-6
Exons: 25
Coding region: 82-2916 (944 amino acids)
Biological process (GO): microtubule-based movement
Cellular component (GO): microtubule; kinesin complex
Molecular function (GO): ATP hydrolysis activity; ATP binding; microtubule motor activity
Source: RefSeq, a predicted model, not a curated record